UGCCUAUCAUGCCUCUUACCAACAUCAACCCCAAUACACAUCUCAACAUCAAUCCGCUCCUGUCCAACGCAGCAGUAGCCCCAGAGGCUACAUGAUGCAAUCAAACACCACCGCUCGCAUGGGUCUGAAUAUGCUAACUCAACCCCCCAGUUCCCAAGACCCUGUCGCGUCCUUCUCCGAAGACCGUAGAAGACCUUUACCUAUUUCGUCUCAAUAUGCUUCUUCUGGCUCUAGACAUGGCAGUAACGCUAGUGCUGCUACUUCUGGUGGUUGGGGUAGUGUUUCUGGUUCUGUUUCUUCUGCUUCUUCUGGGAGGAGUGCGAGUCGGGGUGGUCAGUAUGUGGAGUUUCGGCCUGCUGUUUAUCCUGGUGGUAGGGUUGGUGAGAGGGGGUCUUCUGGCAGCGGGUCUUCGAGAAGAUCGCGUCGUUGAGAAGGGGUGGAGAGUAAACUGAGGUAUGUUCGCCAUCUCCUGGUUCGCUAAUCUUGAUCGUUGGUUUGUUACGUGCUGCUUCUGGUGAGUUCUCCUCUCCUGCUUUAGUAAGUUUGCUUUUGCUCUUUUUUUUUACGUCG
Molecule: messenger RNA, 570 nt
Organism: Aureobasidium pullulans EXF-150
Lineage: Eukaryota; Fungi; Ascomycota; Dothideomycetes; Dothideales; Saccotheciaceae
Exons: 1
Coding region: 92-430 (112 amino acids)
Source: RefSeq, a predicted model, not a curated record